This is a messenger RNA of Linum tenue, 1301 nucleotides long. The record is from the annotation of a GenBank genome assembly. Lineage: Eukaryota; Viridiplantae; Streptophyta; Magnoliopsida; Malpighiales; Linaceae.
UAUCUGUCGCCUUCUUCUCACGUCAUCCGAAUAGCCGACUUUCCCAAAACCGGAGUCCCGCAAAAAUCACCGUCGAAUCCCAAAUCGAUUUCAGAACUUCUAAUCCAACUCGGCCCCGGGAAAUUUCUAGGGUUCUUAAGAAACUCCAAUUCCACCCCCCUCUAAACUAAAUCGCCGGCGCUUUAUUCCCCAGAAAAUCGAUUAACCAUGCCGCAGAGACACUCGAAGAACAACAACGAUCUAGCGUUCUUCACAUACGAUGAGAAGCGGAAGCUCGGCUAUGGAACCCAGAGGGAGCGACUGGGGAAGGACUCGAUCAAGCCUUUCGACGCCUGCAGCCUCUGCUUGAAGCCCUUCAUCAAUCCCAUGUCUUGUCCCAAAGGUCAUGUCUUCUGUAAAGAAUGCAUCCUCGAGUGCCUCCUUGCUCAGAAGAAAGACAUCAUUAGGAAGCAAGCCGCCCACGAGUUACAGAAAAAACAGGACAAGGAAGAAGAACAAGAGAAGUUAGCAGCCCAGCGAGCUCGAGAACUCGACGCAUUCGACCAGCAGAACCACGGCGCAGUCCCACAGUACAGCAACGACAGCCGGAACUCCAACCAAGACAAGAACGGCUUCCACGGUGCAAACAGCGUGAAGACAACCUCGUACGAGGCGGAAGCCCUCCGUACGAUGAAAGCCUUCUGGCUUCCCUCGGCCACUCCGGAAGCCGCCGUGAAGGUAGAAGCCCCGUCCUCCCACACGACAUGCCCCGAGGGGAACGAGAAGCUCAAAAUGAAGAGCCUCUUCCCUAUCUACCUAACCGAGGACACGAGCGAGAGCGACAAGAGCUCUCUCGACAAGAGCUAUCUGUGCCCGAGCUGCAAGGUCACUCUGACCAACACGCUGACGCUGGUCGCUGUGAGCUCGUGCGGACACGUGUUCUGCAAGAAGUGCGCCGACAAGUUCUUGGCGGUGGACAAGGUUUGCUUGGAGUGCAGCAAGGGGUGUAAGGGGAGGGAUUUGGUGCAGCUGGAGAAGGGCGGGACUGGGUUUGCGGGUCACGAUGAGGGUCUUGUGGCGACGGAUUUUAAGCACUUGGGUAGCGGUUCGGGUUUGGGACUUGUGAGGCCUUCUUCGAAAGUUUGAUCAAAUGCGGACCUGGUUUUUGUUUGUUAUGUUUUCUUCAACGAUGUAAUCUCUUUCAUUGGAUUGAAGUGGAGGAAUGCUCGUGAUGAAUUCUUUUUUGGUUAUGUUGCAGGCUCUUUCAGUUUCUCCUUUUCGCCAACCAUUAUGUAAUUUAGAAGAUGAAACUGUUGAGAAAU